Kwoniella botswanensis is the source of this 273-nucleotide messenger RNA. RefSeq lists its product as uncharacterized. Lineage: Eukaryota; Fungi; Basidiomycota; Tremellomycetes; Tremellales; Cryptococcaceae. The record is from RefSeq and is a predicted model, not a curated record. The transcript has 4 exons. The coding region runs from base 1 to 273 and encodes 90 amino acids.
AUGUUACUAUUCUAUCCCUCACCCACCCAAUUAUCCUCAUUACGGUCUCAAGAUAUUAGUAUAUACGCCGCAUCGGCGAUCAGUCUAACGGUUGAGAUAUCUCAGGAGGAGGAAGAGAAGAUUCUAUUGAAGAAAGGUUAUGCCAUAAGACUUCUACUCCUUGGUAUACCCUCCGAAUCUUCUACGUGGAUCGGUAGUAGAUGUAUUUGUAGUCGUAUCGCCUUUCAAGUUGAUUGUGAUAAUCACAUAAGGAAUAUCGUCUCAGAUUACUAA